Molecule: messenger RNA, 2264 nt
Organism: Symphalangus syndactylus (siamang)
Lineage: Eukaryota; Metazoa; Chordata; Mammalia; Primates; Hylobatidae
Source: RefSeq, a predicted model, not a curated record
GUCCCUUCUUUCCACCCCUCUGCAUAACUUUGUAGGACGUAAACCUGGUCAAUGAAGGGCCCACCAGACUCUGAAAGAUACGAAGAGAAGCCGGGCAGUGUGACAGCGAUCAGAAGCUCACUUACGGACAGGCAUCAGCCACCAGCAGCCGACUGUUACUACUGUACACCACCCUAUUCCCAAAGGGACUGUAGGAGGCUCACAAAGGCAGAGACAGGGCAGAGCACAUGCCGUGAGGGUACCCGGCCGACAGCGUGCAACAGCAGCCAGCGGGGGGUGGCGUGGAGCUGGUCCCCGAUUCCCCGGCCCCACCCCUGCCUGUCUGCAGCAGGCCUCAUCCUCACAGGGGCCCGUGUGAGCCCAUCUGGCCCUCACGCCCUGGUCCAGGCUGUUCCCCGCCAGAACCACUCCCCUUGGGAGCUCACCCAUCCGGCCCUCUGUGAGGCCACUGUCCCCUACCCCCUUGGUUUCCCACAGUGCUCCUCACCACCUCGGCCACCAUCUACUGCACUGGUGUCCUGCCUCCCCCGCGGACAGAAGCUCAGACCUUCCCAAGCACUCAGAUGCCCAAGGCCCAGACCUGUCCGCUUCCCUGUCAGGAAACCCACUGGUCCCAAAGGGAGGACUCACAAGCAAAUUUUAAAGUCAACUCAGGAACGAAUGCACUCUAGGAACGCUUUUUACAAGCAGCAGACUUUCUGACUUGGUAUCAACAAGGAUGUCAGAGGUUACUCCCUGUUGUUGCAUGCCCCUAGCACUCGCAAGACUGACCCUGACACAGAAAACAUUUCAGAGUGACAAGAUCUAGGGUGCAACGAGAACCACAUCCUUGAAAAAUGACGACACGGGAGGCACACUCCUUGGCAGGGAGCAAAGGUCUCUAAGCCCCAAGAGUGGCUGUCGAGUAAGAACUCAACAGGUGCUAGAAAGCAGGAGCCUGACUCAAAACUAACUCAUUUGUCUUCAAGGCCUCUCAAGUGCAGCAGCAAAGCAUCACUUACUUUUAAAUGUAUCGCUUCCAAACAACACAACACAAAAAGCUCUAAAUACCUUCAUUCUAAGAAGAGUUUUAAUUCUUCUCUUAAAAUCAAAUGAAAAGAUUAGGCAACACAAAGUUAAACAAGACAGACCUUUAUCCCUGGUGCUGCACUGAGACACCACAAAGUGUACUCCGCACGCAGUGCAUCUUCCUUAACGUAAAACAGCCUUUCGCACAGGGAGUCGAGUCCUGUCAGUACAAGACCCAGGGGUGGCCGCUUCUUAGGUUGUAAGGGCGGUUCUAACUGAGGGGGCACAAAGCUCAUCCACUUCAGGUCCAUUUCCCGAGAAACAUUUUGGGAAGCUCACUGCAGCGUGGGAAAGGGACUGUGCUCCUGAGCGGAGCAGGUGCUGCCACAGGCCUCAGGCAGCAGCGCUGGGUGCUGGCGGAUGCUGCUGAGGCUGGACGCAAUCAUAAGCCCAACCUGAUGUCUACCUUAGAAAUGACUGCCUGGCCCUAGUGAAGCAACCACGGCCUCCCAGCGUGCCACUCGGCCUCACCUGCGAUGAACUGCUCAUACUCGAUGACGGGGAUGUUUUUAUUGAGACUCGGAAGAUCAAAAAACUCAGACCAGGGAAUCCGGACCUGGUGGAUGUCAGGACUCUGCCAGUGAUAGAGGCGGCCCCACGGAGGCAGGACAAGCACCCACUCCUCCGUCUUCAGCAGAGUCUUCAGGAGAGAGGCGAUUCGAAUAUAGACAUCCCUGCGCAGGUUGAAGCCUUCCGGGGGGUUGACGUCAUACAGAAGAUACCUGAGCAGGGAGAAGGAGGACCACAGGUCUGGAAUGCUGAGGUUUCCGCACGGAAAACCCGACUGCUCAGAAGUCUCAACGCGUGGCCCGACUCCAGGCACUUACGAUGGUUCCUAGUUUGCGAAGGCAGUGAGUGGCCUACCUGUUUCUCUAUGACCAGCUACUUACGGAGCCUGUAAGCAGAAGCAGCAGACAUGCUAACAUCCUUUUAACAAUUAGCAAUAGUUCAACACUAAGGCCAGAGGAAUCCCAGUGACUGGAACCGAAGAAUCAGUACCCACAUGGUUCUCAAACUGUUUGGUCUAAAGACCCCUUUACACUGGAAACAAUGAUUGACGGCUGGUUACGUGCACUAUGGCUAUUGAUAGGUCCUAUGUUAGACGUUAAAGCUACAAGUAUUUAAUUCAGCUAAAAAUAAUAAGCCAUUACAUGUUAACAAAAAUCACAUAUUUAAAUAAAAAAUAAGUGUAUUUU